AUGGGGGUCACACUCUCAGCACUGGAGAAUGAGAGUUGUUUCACAACUGAAAAUGAUGAGAAUGGCCAAGCAGAAAACUUUUCCAUGGACCCACAAUUGGAGAGGCAAGUGGAGACCAUUCGCAACCUCGUGGACUCUUACAUGUCUAUUAUCAACAAAUGCAUCCGAGAUCUAAUUCCAAAAACCAUAAUGCACCUUAUGAUCAAUAAUGUUAAAGACUUCAUAAACUCUGAGCUCCUAGCACAGUUAUAUUCUUCAGAGGACCAAAAUACUCUGAUGGAGGAGUCUGCUGAGCAGGCUCAGCGCAGGGAUGAAAUGCUCCGAAUGUACCAAGCCCUGAAAGAAGCCCUUGUGAUCAUUGGUGACAUCAACACAGCCACUGUGUCCACCCCAGCGCCACCUCCAGUGGAUGACUCCUGGAUCCAGCAUUCUCGCAGAUCACCUCCUCCAAGCCCCACAACCCAAAGGAGGCCGACUCUAAGUGCUCCCCUCACGAGGCCUAUGUCUGGCCGAGGUCCAGCUCCUGCCAUUCCCUCUCCAGGCCCUCACUCAGGGGCUCCCCCAGUUCCAUUCCGUCCAGGCCCAUUACCUCCUUUUCCCAACAGCAGCGACUCAUUUGGAGCUCCUCCGCAAGUUCCAUCCCGGCCCACAAGGGCUCCACCCAGUGUUCCAAG
Castor canadensis (American beaver) is the source of this 674-nucleotide messenger RNA. Lineage: Eukaryota; Metazoa; Chordata; Mammalia; Rodentia; Castoridae. The record is from RefSeq and is a predicted model, not a curated record.